Messenger RNA from Gastrolobium bilobum, 1383 nucleotides. RefSeq lists its product as uncharacterized. The transcript is spliced from 3 exons. The coding region runs from base 1 to 1383 and encodes 460 amino acids. Lineage: Eukaryota; Viridiplantae; Streptophyta; Magnoliopsida; Fabales; Fabaceae. The record is from RefSeq and is a predicted model, not a curated record.
AUGAGUGUAGCUUUGCUCUCCAAAAAUAAGAUUGGAUUCAUUGACGGCUCACUUGUGGCUCCUCCAACUGAUGAUGUAACCUACUCUCAAUGGCAGAGGUGUAAUACAAUGGUGAUGGCUUGGAUCCACAAAUCCAUUUGUGAAUCAAUUGCGAAAUCGAUCUUGUGGAUUGAAAGCGCUCGUGAUGCAUGGAUUGACUUGCGUGAUCAAUUUGCACAAUGUGAUAUUUUCCGUAUUUCUGAUCUUCAAGAGGAGAUCUACAAAAUUCAUCAAGGGGAACGAAGUGUGACAGAAUUUUUUACUCAGAUGAAAAUGUUAUGGGAUGAGUUAGAGAAUCUGAAAUCUCUCCUUUCUUGUGAAUGCCUUCCUUCAUGCACUUGUGGAGCAAAGACAAAAAUGCGAUCAUACCGAGAUAGAGAUCAUGUCAUACGAUUUCUUAAAGGUCUUAAUGAUCAAUAUGCAGCUAUAAGAUCUCAGAUAAUGAUGAUAGAUCCUUUUCCAAAUGUAAACAAAGUUUUCUCUAUGGUGGUGCAACAAGAGAGACAAUUCAGAUCUGGUACUAGUGAUGAAACUAUUUCCCAACCUUUUGUUGCCUUCAAUAAUAGUGGAGGCAAUGAUAGGGGUCGUGGAAACUUCAAUCAAUCUUUUGGUAGAUAUGGAAGAGGUCGUGGUAGAAGCAAUGCAGGACGAGGUGUUUCUGGAAACAGUAUUUGUACACAUUGUGGUAGAACUAACCACACGAUAGAAACAUGCUACCAAUUGCAUGGUUAUCCACAAGGUUUUCGAUCAAGGAAUACAGAUACUCAACACAACAGUAACAAUGUAGUUAAUGCUACUUCAGAUGAGAAGUCCUCAAAUGUGCAUAAUCAGCAAACUGAUGUUGUCACUCCACGAUUCUCUCAUGAGCAAUAUCAUCAGCUCAUAUCACUUCUUCAAAAUCUUGUGAAUCAACCCACACACGCUGCUAAUAUCUCACAUGUCUCUCACUCUAACACAAUUAAACCAUGUAUAUUGCAUGGUCAUUGGAUUAUUGACAUUGGGGCCACUGAUGACAUAUCCUACUUAAUUUCUAGUUUUUCUUCUAUUCACAAAAUUGAUAAUAUAGCCAUAGUGUUACCUGAUGGUUCUCGUGUUAUGUCAUCUCAUUCAGGUUCAGUAGUUCUCUCAUCCACACUCACUUUAUCAUAUGUAUUGUUUGUUCCCGAAUUUCGUGUGAAUCUGAUAUCUGUUACCAAGUUGGUCCCCUCCCAAGUGAUGAUUGGUACUGCUGAGGAGAAGAACGGCUUAUAUGUGAUAGUCCAUGAUAAAGGAACAUAUCAAAAUUCGUUAGCUUUUCUCUUUGAGCUUCGAGAGCUGAAUUCUUUAGCACCUAUAUAUACAUAG